Messenger RNA from Magallana angulata, 2154 nucleotides. Its product is annotated as serine/threonine-protein kinase PknD-like. The transcript is spliced from 2 exons. The record is from RefSeq and is a predicted model, not a curated record. The coding region runs from base 156 to 1076 and encodes 306 amino acids. Gene Ontology annotation, biological process: protein polyubiquitination; negative regulation of translation; proteasome-mediated ubiquitin-dependent protein catabolic process. Gene Ontology annotation, molecular function: protein binding; ubiquitin protein ligase activity; translation repressor activity. NCBI's taxonomy places the organism in Eukaryota, Metazoa, Mollusca, Bivalvia, Ostreida, Ostreidae.
GUAUUUAAAUCAAACACAUGACCUCACACAGGUUGACGACCAGGAACAACAAACACCUGAAGCCCGCCAUGUUGGAUUGUAAAGAUUUGUAGUUUACGUAUGGGGUAAUAACGUUAGGUUUAGUUCCCCCUAAAUUUACUAAGGGUUCCCUGACCAUGGACUCCAGGAACAGCGCCCAGGAUGUUGUACGCUGCACCCUGUGUCAGGACUCUAUGACCCUUAGUAUGCCACCCCAAGGAGCCGAGUCCUCUCCCCUAGACCGGUCACUGUUGGAUGUACCCCAGGUCAUCACAGCUAUAGACACAGGGCAUACAUAUCUAUACCGUGUGUCGUGUCUUAAUGAUACAGAAGUAUGGACGCGUGGUAGUGACAGCAAGAUGAAACUCUUCAACCUGCAGGGAGAACUAGUGGAGUCCAUCCUUCCCAAGUCAGCCCGGAACAGUCCACGGGACAUAGCAGUGACAAGGAGUGGGGAUCUAGUUUAUACUGAUUACAUGGAUAGAACUGUGGAAAUAGUGAAGAAUACACAGAUACAGACAGUGAUCAGACUACAGGGGUGGAAACCUUGCAAUGUCUGUAGUACCUCCUCUGGUGACCUCCUGGUUGUCAUGGAAAGUGAGGAUAAUAAACAAACAAAAGUUGUGCGUUACUCUGGCUCUACAGAGAAACAAAGUAUUCAGUACGAUGACAAAGGACAACCUCUCUAUUCAUCGGUUGACAUUAAAUACAUCACUGAGAACAGGAACCUAGAUAUCUGUGUGUCAAACUGUGGAACCCAUGCAGUAGUGGUGGUCAAUCAGGCCGGGAAACUCCGGUUUACCUACACUGGUCCUCCCUCUACUACCAAGGGAUCAUUUGAUCCACGCGGCAUCACAACAGACAGCCAGGGUCGGAUCCUGACAGCAGACAAUAACAAUAGCUGUAUUCACAUCCUGGAUCAGGACGGACAGUUCCUCCGCUACAUUGACAACUGUCAUUUACAGGCUCCAUGGGGUUUAUGCGUGGACACCAGAGACAACCUCUUUGUGGCUGAGUGGGACACAGGUAUAGUGAAGAAAAUACAAUAUUACAUGUAAAUCAAUUAACUGCAUGACUUAGAUGUAAACAAAGCGUAUGAAGUAUAUAUUUUAUAUUGAAAGUAAGUAUACCAUGUAAUGAAACUAUUAACGUUGUAUGUCAUCACAUGGUGUAUAUCAGAUGUAAACAUGUUGUGUGUUGAUAAUGUUUCACACAUUAACUAACUUACCAUGUCUAUAAGAUAUUUACAGACUGCUUAACUGUCAUAAUAGUAAGUGUUUAUGUGUUUAAUCAUUGCAAGGCAUCAGUCUUCAUUUGUUUCAAUACAAUAAUUUUUAUUUUUGUGUGUUAACAAAGUUCUCUCUGAUAAUAUAUAAGUAAACAAACAUAGACCAUGUUUAUAUAUUAUAUGUAAACAAAGUGGCUGUGUAUAUGUGUCACAUGCAUAUCAAAAGACUAUAUAUUUACAUCUAUAUUAUAAAGAAACUCCUUUUUUUCUAUUUACAUGUAUAAAUGUACAUUAAGUGACUGUGAUUUUAAUAUGUGUAUACGUUUGUGUAUGUGUAUAUGUCUGAUUUUUAACAAUUACCACUUGUUACAUGUGGUUAUCACUCUAUGUUACAUGUAAUAAUAUGACAGUAUAUCUAUAACAUGUAUUUAAAAUGGUCUUUAUAUGUUUAACUUACAUGUGGUUAUCUGAACACAAUUUAUGUUGCAUGUUUUAAUGACAAAGGUUAAUGGACGUGUAGCACUCAAUUCUUUACCAAAAAAUGGAGCGAGGCCACAAAGGGACUGAGGCCCAUUACUUAUAAAGAGGAGUGGUACAGGUAUAUUGACCCAAGUAGAAUCAUAUGACACUGAACUUAUAGUUAUUACUUACCUUUUAAAUCUAAAGAAUUGGAGUAGAUGUUUGAUUAUUCGUCAACCCGUUCCUCUGUUCUAUGUUUAUAAUAUAUUCUGUCCUGUGGUGUUUUUAUUUCUAUCUUGGAUCGAGUUUUUGCAGAACUAACCAAAGGAUUCUGAAAUAUGUAAUUAGACAAUCAGCAUAUUUACAGACAUGUGUAUGUAUAUAUUAUUGAUACUGCAUCUGAAUGUGUUAUAAGUUAUUUUUAUCUUUAAAUAAAUCUUUGAACUAAA